Schistosoma mattheei is the source of this 966-nucleotide messenger RNA. The record is from the annotation of a GenBank genome assembly. NCBI's taxonomy places the organism in Eukaryota, Metazoa, Platyhelminthes, Trematoda, Strigeidida, Schistosomatidae.
AUGCAGCCCCCUCUUGUCAUGAGAAUACUUGCUGCCUCUGUAUCUUUAGCCGAUAAGGCCUGUUUUUUGAUUCGUGCGGUAUAUGAUUCCAAAGACUUGGCCAUUAUCGACAAAGGAGUUGACGAUUUGCAAUCCAGAGCUGAUCGAGAUUCUCAGCGGUGCAUAGUACAAUCCUUGAACGAGACCUUCCCGGGUCUUCAUGUUAUUGGCGAAGAAGGUGAUCUGGAUCCUGGAAAUCUAUCUACGUCCACUGAGUUAAACUCAACUGUUCUUGAACACCACUGUCCUCCAGAACUAAAAGAUUUGUCACUGGAGGAUAUUGUAGUUUGGGUGGAUCCACUGGAUGGUACAAAGGAAUUUACUGAAGGCCUUGUUGAGUUUGUUACAGUUCUUAUCGGAAUUUCGAUUGCUGGAAAGCCUGUGGGUGGUGUUAUCGCUCAACCCUUUUACAAAACCAAUACAACUGAGCCGCACUACACGACUCGAAUCGUUUGGGGACUUGUAGGUCUGGGUGUGUUUGGCAUAAAUCCUCUGGUACCUUCUUCAAAAUUGCCAUAUCCAGUCAACCAAAAUGCCCAAAAACUUACUUCACCUCAUAUUAUUGUGGUUACUCGAUCCCAUCGCUCUACUACUCAAGAUUUUGUCGACGGAGCAUUCUAUCCCACUGAAGUUCUUCGUGUAGGAGGGUGUGGUUAUAAAGUUCUAGUGCUUCUGGAAGGACGUGCUCAUGUUUAUGUGUUCCCUAGCCAAGGUACUAAAAAGUGGGAUACAUGUGCUCCAGAAGCUGUGCUUCUGGCAUCUGGUGGGAUACUAACAGAUUUAACUGGACAGUCUUACAAAUACGAUCUGAAUGCUAAACAUGAUAAUCUUCGAGGCAUACUUGCUACUCCUGUCGCCGAUUGGUUGCCAUCGUAUGUUUCUUGUUUGCCAAAAGAAGUGCUUGACGAUUUCUCAGCUCGUGAUUAG